AAAGAACAAACAGUUAAAGGUUGAUGUUGCAGGGUCAUUUGAAUGUGGAUGAUUGCCUGCUUUCGUUUGGAGAAAGUUUAUCAGGCUGGUCAAAGAGAGCUGCGAUGAUUUUGUAGUGGAAGUAUAUACACACCUAGUUUCGUCAUAUUUUUGAUUUCAUCAGUACGAACGACACCGUAAAUUUUGUCGAACCAGCAUAUACAAAGACUUCUGUCGUCUGCAACUGAUUGUUAGGGAAUUAUCUUCUUUAAAGAUGAUGACCUUGUUGGUUUUUUUGUUAGUUGUAUAUGCUAUUAUUUUCGCAAUUAAAUGGUUUAUCCGUCAUCGAAAACACGUUAUGCACCGUGAUUUGAUGGAGAAAUAUGGUGUUCCAGCCAAUCACAAGAUUGUUGGGUUCUUUCAUCCUUAUUGUAAUUGUGGGGGUGGGGGUGAACGUGUUCUAUGGACUGCAAUUAAGUGUAUGUUAGAAAAAUAUAAAAACAUAGUAAUUGUUAUUUAUACCAAUGAUGCAGAGUGCCUUUCAAAUCCUGAUAAAGUCCUCAGUAACAUCCGAAGAAUAUUUGGAAUAUAUUUCAACAAACCUUCCAAUUCUGCUAUACAUUUUGUACCGCUGAAAUCAGAGAUAUUACUAACUCCGAAGCUAUAUCGUUUAUUCACACUAGCUGGUCAGGCUUUUGGUUCAGUUCUAGUUGGAUUGGAAGCUAUCUUUAGAUGCCCACCGGAUGUAUAUAUUGACACUACCGGAUUCGCUUUUACUAUACCUCUAGCCAAAUGGUUAUGUAAUUCACAGACAGCGGCUUACGUACAUUAUCCAACUAUAUCGUCUGUUAUGUUGCAACGUGUAUCGUCCUCACUGUUCUCAAAAAAUAAAAAUGAAAUAGUUUUAACUUAUAAUAAUCCUGAUUGGGUUAGAAAUAAUAAGAUCUUUUCCAGCAUAAAAUUCUUAUACUACAACCUUUUUAUCAAAGCUUAUAAAUUCUCUGGUUCAAGCAUAAAUGUCGAUGUUGCAAUGACGAAUUCAUCUUGGACUCAAAAGCAUAUUCAGUCAUUGUGGGGUGGAAAACCUGUUGUGCUCUAUCCUCCUUGUCCCGUCGAGGAUUUGGAAGGGAAAUUAGUCAGUGAUCAAAGACUUAAGUGGAUUUUAUCUGUCGGUCAGUUUAGACCGGAAAAAAAUCACGAGCUUCAGUUAGACGCUUUCCAUCACUUUCUUAGCCGUCACAAGUCAGCAAAAAGCGAUGAAAAACACCAGUUCAAGCUUCUUUUAAUAGGUGGCUGUCGGGAUGACAAGGAUUUUGCCCUUGUCUCAAAACUUAAAGACCAGGCUGCUACACUGGAACUUGGAGAUACUGUAGAAUUCCACAUUAAUUUACCCUAUCAGGAGUUAAAAAGCUAUUUUGGACGUUGUUCUGUUAAUUUGCACACUAUGGUAGAUGAACAUUUCGGAAUAAGUGUUGUGGAAGGCAUGGCAUCAGGUCUUAUUACAAUUGCUCACAGAUCCGGUGGUCCACUUACUGAUAUAAUUGGACCCUCAGAAACUAGUUCAUCUUCCAAUCAGUUAGAAAAUUCAGGUGUUGGAUUCCUUGCGUCUACAGUUGAUGAAUACGCAAAUAUUUUCGAAUUGGUAUUGCUGAAAAUGUCUGAAUCACAAAUCGAUGCCAUACGGAAAAAUGCCAUCCAGUGGGUACAUGAAAAAUUUUCUGAGGAUUGUUUCAACAGGGGUUGGAUCGAUCAAAUGAAUGUAUUCGGUUUGGAGUCAAUUUCAGCAUGAUAAGCGAAACCGAUAAUAAAGAGCUUAUUGUGAUAAUCUUCUGAAGAUUCUCUUAUGUAUCAAAUUGCCUAUGCUGUUUUACAAUAUUUAUUAUCGGUUCCAUUAUGAAUAUUCUUUAUUUGUAUUGUAUUUUUGAUUUAUACAAAAGAAAUUUAUGCGAGUUAAUUAUCUUAUGAUGGCUAGAAUUUCGUAUCAAUCGUUAUUUAUUCAGUUAAU
This is a messenger RNA of Schistosoma bovis, 1984 nucleotides long. Lineage: Eukaryota; Metazoa; Platyhelminthes; Trematoda; Strigeidida; Schistosomatidae. The record is from the annotation of a GenBank genome assembly.